UCUGCUCAUGGAUGCAUCUCUCUCUUUGUUCCCUAUAUAUCCCGGCCCCCUCUUUGUUUUCUGUGUUUGUUUGAUUCUUUCCUCUCUUUAAUUUGCUAUAUUAGAGGUAGAGAGAUGUGCUUAGUAUUUGUUGAUGAUGCUCUAUUUGGUUUCUUGCAUAUGCAUCUCCAUGCAUGUUCUCUUCUCCUACCUAGCUCUCCACAUGAUGGCCUCUCCCUAGCUACCUACACACCUGCUAUAGCGAGGUGGCUCACCGGCCGGCCCUUGUGCUAUUGUAGCUAGCUUCUCUCAUCCUAGUUUUUUUUUGGGAUGCGCUUUGUUUACGAGUGCAUCAGCCGCGCGCGCGGCUGGGUUUGUUUGGACUUUCUUCCUCCUCGCUCCGGCCGGCCUCAUCGUCAUCAGCUCCUCCAUUUUCCCCAUUACUCGCUUUUCAUUUGUUGUGUGUUGCUGUGCAGAGAGGAGACACUAAUUCGUCCUCUUUGGCACACAGAUCCAUCCGUGUCCAUGUCCAUGUCCAUGCAUGAGUUUCUUUCGAGUGUGCUGCAGCCUGCAGUACAUAUAUACUGUGAUCGAUCAAUCGAUCGCUUGUGCGGAAGGAGCCGGAUCGAGUGGAGUCAGCUAGCUAGAUACUCCGUGGUCGUCGUCGUCGUUGGACGUACGCCAGAAGAGGGAGCUAGAGAAGAAUACCGUACAGCUGCUUCCAACAUGGCAGCUGCCUCGUCUGCCCACCUGUUCGGACUCGGCGACGGGCAGAUGCAGAUGCAGCCGCAGCAGCAGCAGGCGCCGCCUCCUCCUCUUGUGAACAACCCGGCCGCGCCGCCGCCCAAGAAGAAGCGGAACCAACCCGGUAACCCAACAGACCCUGACGCGGAGGUGAUCGCGCUUUCCCCCAAGACGCUGAUGGCGACGAACCGGUUCGUGUGCGAGGUGUGCAACAAGGGGUUCCAGCGGGAGCAGAACCUGCAGCUGCACCGGCGCGGGCACAACCUGCCGUGGAAGCUGAAGCAGAAGAACCCCAAGGAGACGCGGCGGCGGGUGUACCUGUGCCCGGAGCCGACGUGCGUGCACCACGACCCGUCCCGCGCGCUGGGCGACCUCACGGGCAUCAAGAAGCACUACUGCCGCAAGCACGGCGAGAAGAAGUGGAAGUGCGACAAGUGCAACAAGCGCUACGCCGUGCAGUCCGACUGGAAGGCGCACUCCAAGACGUGCGGAACCCGCGAGUACCGCUGCGACUGCGGCACCCUCUUCUCCAGGAGGGACAGCUUCAUCACCCACCGUGCGUUCUGCGAUGCACUAGCGCAGGAGAGCGCACGGGUGCCGCCCAUGGGCGCCGGCAUGUAUGGCACUGGCGGCAUGGCCCUCGGCCUCUCCGGGAUGGCCACAUCACAGUUGCAGUCAUUCCAAGACCAGACCCACUCCUCGGCCACCACCGCCAUCAGCAACAAUCCGACGGCGCAGUUCGAGCACCUCAUGCAGUCGUCCACCGGCUCCCCCGUUUUCCGCGGCGCGCAACCGACAUCAUCGUCUUCCUCGCCGUUCUACCUCGGCGGCGCCGAGGACGGCCAUCAAAGCCUAUCCGGCCACACCUCUCUGCUCCACGGAAACAAGCAGGCCUACCACGGCCUGAUGCUGUUGCCGGAGCAGCAGCACCAGGCGGGGAGUAACGGCCUCCUCAACCUGGGGUUCUUCUCUGGCGGGAGCAGCGGUCAGGAUGCCCGCCUCGUGUUCCCGGACCAGUUCAACGGUGCCGUUGGCGGGAACGUCCGCGGUGACGGCAGCGAGCACGGCAACAGCGGCGCUAACACGGAAUCAGCGGCCAUCUUCUCCGGGAACCUAAUGGGAAACCACCAAAUGGCAAGCAGCGCCGGCUUUUCUUCCUCCUUGUACAACUCGUCCGAGACCGCUGCCCCGGCGCAGAUGUCGGCGACGGCGCUGCUGCAGAAGGCCGCUCAGAUGGGCGCGACGACGAGCAGCGGCAACGUGAACUCUCUGCUCAGGGGGCUUGGUAGUAGCGCCGGCGGCACCUUGAACGGGAGGCCUGCCGGAGCAGCUGCUGGGUUCAUGGCCGGCGAGAGCUCCUCGGCGAGGAGCACUUCCCAGGCCGAGAACGAGAGCCAGUUCCGGGACCUGAUGAACACGCUCGCAGCUUCCGGGAGCGGAGCUGCUGGCACAGCGUUCAGCGGGGGUUUCCCGGGCAUGGACGACAGCAAGCUGAGCACGAGAGACUUCCUCGGCGUCGGCGGCAGCGUCGUGCGGAGCAUGGGUGGCGCGGCAGGGCUGCCGCUGCGGCACGGCGGUGCCGCGGGCAUUGGCAUGGGCUCAUUGGACACAGAAAUGAAGUAGGCGAAUCGAAAUCCGAAACGAGCAUUAUUAUGCUCCACUCUUGGGCAGAGGCUCUUGCAUUGCAUGCAAGGUAAGUAGUAGCACAGCCUAAGCAAACGACUAUGGAAAGAUGAGACCAUUUGCGCCCAAAAUGACAAAUGAGGCCGUCAACCAUCAUAUGUUUAUGGUGCUGCAUGCUGCAUGAAUAUUGAUCCUUGUUUAUUGUAGCUCCCUCCUCCCAGGGAUCAUGGAAGAAUCGAUGAAGAACUAAUAGCAGAGAAGGCUGGACAAUUUGUUAAAUUAAAUGCCAGUAUAUCUAGUUAUUUUUUGUUUUGAUGCAUAAUA
Molecule: messenger RNA, 2670 nt
Organism: Zea mays
Lineage: Eukaryota; Viridiplantae; Streptophyta; Magnoliopsida; Poales; Poaceae
Product: indeterminate domain p1
Exons: 5
Coding region: 310-2346 (678 amino acids)
Cellular component (GO): nucleus
Molecular function (GO): DNA-binding transcription factor activity
Source: RefSeq, a predicted model, not a curated record